Molecule: messenger RNA, 6499 nt
Organism: Mirounga angustirostris (Northern elephant seal)
Lineage: Eukaryota; Metazoa; Chordata; Mammalia; Carnivora; Phocidae
Gene: DNAJB7
Product: DnaJ heat shock protein family (Hsp40) member B7
Exons: 1
Coding region: 4351-5280 (309 amino acids)
Molecular function (GO): Hsp70 protein binding
Source: RefSeq, a predicted model, not a curated record
GAGCCCCGCAUCGGGCUCCCCGCUCAGCAGGAAGCCUGCUUCUCCCUCUCUAACUCCCCCUGCUUGUGUUCCCUCUCUCGCUGUGUCUCUCUCUGUCAAAUAAAUAAAUAAAAUCUUAAAAAAAAAAAAAAAGAUAUAGAAGAGAUUUACAGGGAAAAGCCUUCCUCCCACACCUUUCCCCAAGUUACCCUGUACCCCUUCCUUGAGACAACCACUAUUAGCACUUUUUUGUUGAAACCACAUCUAUUUAUUGGUAUCCCCUUCUUUAAACAAAUAGUACCAUGUAUGUUUGAGGUAGAUGUUACUAUAAUACUGCCCAUUUAAAGAUGAGAAAAAAAGAUACACAGGAAGGUUAAGAAACUUGCCCAAGAUGAAGAAUUACUGAGACAGAACUAGGAUUUGAACAAUCUAUUUAUAGAGCCCAUAACCAUUGGACUAUAUUGUCUACACUAUUGUUUGGCAGUAAAAUAACUGAAUGUAAAAAGUUAACCAAUUCUCUCUCUUUUUAUGUUUAAAUGAACUAAUACUAGAAAACCCAAUCCUUCUAUUUUGGACCACUUCUAGCACAGUAAGCUUAAGUCUAAAAGAUGUAAAUAAACAAUACUUUUACCUACAUUUAAGUAAACAGGAUUUUUUGCCCAAACGUCACAUAAUUAGUUGGUAGCAAAACUGGUAAUGUUGAGUCCUAUUUCUAAAAUCCAAUUCGAUUCAAAGUAGGGCCAUUUCCUUAGUAUAGACCCUCCUCAAUUCACCUGGACUACUAUGUCUCCAAACUGGUGUGCCUUUCUUGGAUCUUUUAUUUAUUUAUUUAUUUAUUUGAGAGAGAGAAUGAGAAAGAGAGCACAUGAGAGGGGGAGGGUCUGAGGGAGAAGCAGACACCCUGCCGAGCAGGGAGCCCCAUGUGGGACUCGAUCCCGGGACUCCAGGAUCAUGACCUGAGCCGAAGGCAGUCGCUUAACCAACUGAGCCACCCAGGCGCCCACCUUUCUUGGAUCUUGUCCUUCUUCUUUAAUUCAUCCUCUAUAGCUAUACUAUUUCCAAAGUAUCCCUCUAGUCCUUUGCCUCAAUGUCCUCAAAGAUACUGUCAGCCAACUCAGGUUUAAAUUCAGGAUCUAUCCUUAACUUUCCAGCUUCUCAAACAAACACUGUAUAUCUAGAAUUUUCUAUCUUUCAGAAUGAACUUUAAACCCUAGCUUAGCACCCUUCAUCAUCUGGCUCCUAUCCAUUCCUCUGCCUAAUAAUCCUCAAAAAAACAAUACUGCAGCCACACUUGAAGAGCCCCAGCUAAUUAGUCUGUACUGUAACAGUAUUUACCUUUGAAAAUAGUUUUCUUGUCUAAAAUGGCUUUUGCCUGCUUCUGUGAGCUCAAACAUCACUUACUCUAGGAUGCCUUCUCUUAUAAUUCCCCAUCCUUGCUGAUUCUGAUGCAAAUGCCCCUCCUCAAUGCUCUCAUGCUUAAUUCUGUUUUAAUACUUAUGACACUGCACAUAAUUCCUAAUUAGUUUGCCAGUCUAUUAUAAACUUUUGGAAGGCAGGGAUUAUUUGUUAUUUGACUUUAUUUCCCAGUGAUUAGAUUGGGAUAUAUUUUUAAGGUCAAAAGUCAACCAGUCUGCCUUUUGAUUAGAUGCAGAGUAAAGAAGAAAGAAAUUAAGAUGAUUCUCAGGUUUUUUGGCUUGUCUCAGGUUUUUUGGCUUGAACGAUUGGCUUUCAAUGAUUACACCAUUAAAUGAAAUGGCAAAGACUGAGAUACUUAUUGGAUAUUCCAAAAGAGUACAAAUAGUCAAUCUGAAGUUCAGGGGGUAAAAUAACAGGCUAGAUAUAUAAAUUAAGAUUUCAUAAGCACAUAGGUGGUAUCUAAAGCCGUGGGACUGGAUAUUACCUACCAAGACUGUGUAGAUCAAGUUUAGUUACAUUUUAGUGUGAGAAUAAAAUUUAGGAAGUUAAACAAGUGUCUUAAUAGAGGGAAGUGCUCACCCGUGUCAAGUGCUGCUAAAUACAAGGAGGCCAAAAGGAAAUCUACUGGAUUUGGCAACAUAGAAGUCACUGGAGACCUGGACAAGAACAGUUUUAGUAGAAUAUAAAAGAUAGAAGCCAAAAUGGGUAAAGGUGGUCAAAAGGUACAAACUUCCAGUUAUAAAGUUCUGGGGGAUGUAAUGUACAACAUAGUGACCAUAGCUAACGAGUCUUCAUUGCAUAUUUGAAAAUUGCUAAAAAACGAAGAUCUUCAAAGUUCUCAUCACAAGAAAAAUGGGGUACCUGGCUGGCUCCAUCAGUAGAGCAUGAGACUCUUGAUCUCAGGGUCGUGAGUUCAAGCCCCACGUUUUGGGCACAGAGUUUACUUGAAAAAAAAGUUCUUAUCACAAGAAAAAAAAAUGUAACUGUGUGAAGUAAUGGAUGAUAACUAAACUUUUUUUGGUAAUCAUUUUACAAUGUAUACAUAUAUCAAAUCAUUAUAUUGUACACCUUAAACAUAUAUGUCAAUUACAUCUCCGUUAAGACUGAGUAGUCUUAGAAGCCAGAUUGGAGUGUGCCAACAAAAUAGGAUGGAAGAAAGCAGAAACAUCAAGCAGAGACAAUAAUUUUGAGAAGUUCAAUUGCCAAGAGAUCAGAGAUAAUGGCACAGCAGCUAGAACGGGUGAGAAAUCAAGGGAGGGAGAAUAAUUAGAAGCAAAUCCUUGUGUAAUAUCUUAACACUCUAUUGAAGUUAGUUUUUCAGUGUUUCUUAUAUAAAUUCCUCGAGAGCGGAAUUUUCUGUUUUCUAACUCCUAUCUGUAUUACGGGUUCUUAAUACAUAUUUGUAGAAUGUCUAAAACCUGAACUCUUAAAUCCUGGUCCAGGAAGUGCAAUAUAGAAUUUAGAAUCAGAUAGAUUCAAGUUCAAAUAUCAGAUUUUUCACUAAUAAGCUAGGUAGCCUUAGACAAAUUUAUCUUUAAGAACCUCAGGUUUCUUAUGGGCACAAAAUAUUUAUUUUCCUGGAAUGCUAUUAACAAUUACACGAGAUACUGUGUGUAAGUCACUUGGUAUAGUAUUUGACCUAAAGAUGGUGCUCAAAUAAUGUUCAAUAUUAUCAUUAUUAUUAUUUUCAGUGGCAUCAUGUGUAUGCCAUUCAUACAUACAUGUAGACAGGUAUACUGUAGAGAACUGAAAACCAAUCUGAAGUAGCUCUCUGCCCCAAUCACACUACCGUUUUUUGUUUUUUUUUUUGAGGGGGAGCACAUAUCACAUUAUUUUGUUUUCUUUUUUAUUAUUUAUAUUCCGUUAUAAUGUAAACCAUGAAAAUCAGAAUUUCUUGUUUAAUACUAUUAACAUCAGUGGUUAAAACUGUCUCACACAAAGUAGGCACUCAAUAAUUAUAUACUGAACAAGUAAGCAUAUAAGUUUCAAAAUCUUUAACUACAUGUUUUAUUUUUUUUUAAAGAUUUUAUUUAUUUAUUUAUUUGAGAAAGAGAGAAUGAGAGAGAGAAAGCACAUGAGAGGGGGGAGGGUCAGAGGGAGAAGCAGGCUCCCCGCCGAGCAGGGAGCCCGAUGAGGGACUCGAUCCCGGGACUCCAGGAUUAUGACCUGAGCCGAAGGCAGUGGCUUAACCAACUGAGCCACCCAGGUGCCCCUAACUACAUGUUUUAAAGUAGUAAACUUGGAAGUGGGUAGACACUGUCAUCUCAAAUCAUUCAAUACUGGCAUGCAGAAAGCUUGUGUAUUAUGCUACUUCAGGAAGCCUUCCCUGAAACACCCCAAGUCUGCGCUAGGUGUCUCUCAUGAUUGCUUAACAUCCAGGGCUUCCCCCAUCAGUCCUUAUUAUACUGUAAUCGAGUUGUAUUUCCUAUUGAAUUGCCUCUUGUCGCAAAUAAACAAAAAUGUCAUCUACUUGAAUACUUUUCCAUGUAGUUCACGAUUUCAUUUUUCAAAACGAGACACCGAACUGGGAAAUAAGUUAUUAAGGCUCAGUAGCCUAGAGGUCAUAUUAUGCAAGGGGCAUGCUGUGGACAUCAACAACAGGUCCCACUAGUUUAUGAGGCAUUGUUUGAAGCUUCCAGGAGAAUAUAGGAGAAACAGUCCAGAGGAUGGUCUGGUAUGACUCUAGACUAGCUCUAUUUGGAAGGUCUAGUCCCUAUCCCAACCCCAGAAUGACACCAUAAUGCAAACCUCUCUGACAUAAGCUUGUAACUCUACUUGCCACAUAAUCAGUGUCCUAAUGUCUCCUAGCAGUGUCUAACAUUGUCUUCAAUGUAAAAAUGUGCCUAUUUGCGGUUACUGCCUCUACCACCACCGCCAGGAGAGCUUGAGCUGAGAGGAAACUACGGUUCUCACUACUCAGACCCAUAAAACCCCUUUUCAACAAUCUGUUAAAACAUGGUGGAUUACUAUGAAGUUCUAGGAGUGCAGAGAUAUGCUUCACCUGAGGAUAUUAAAAAGGCUUAUCAUAAAGUGGCACUUAAAUGGCACCCUGAUAAAAAUCCAGAAAAUAAAGAAGAAGCUGAGAGAAAAUUCAAAGAAGUAGCUGAGGCAUAUGAGGUAUUAUCAAAUAAUGAAAAACGGGACAUUUAUGAUAAAUAUGGCCAAGAAGGAUUAAAUGGUAGAGGCAGCAGUCAUUUUGAUGAUUCUUUUGAAUAUGGCUUCACAUUCCGUAAGCCAGAUGAUGUCUUUAGAGAAAUUUUUGGUGAAAGGGACCCAUUUUCAUUUCAUUUCUUUGAAGACUCACUUGAGGACCUUUUAAAUAGUCCAAAAAGCUCCCAUGGAAGCAGAGGUACAAGAUCCUUUUUUGGAACCUCCAGUAAAUACCCGGUUUUUGAAAGAUUCUCUUCAUAUGAUACAGGAUAUACACCAUAUGGUUCACUGGGCCACGAGGGCCUUAAUUCAUCCUCCUCCCUGGCAUUUGAUGAUAGUGGGAUGAACAACUACAUAUCUGUUACAGCUUUAGGUAAGAUUGGUAAUAGCAGAAAUACAAAUACACAGAGAAUUACUGAGAAUGAUCAAGAAAGAGAAGAAGUUGACGAUGAUGAUGAGUUGAAGUCCUUCCUUAUAAAUGGUUUGGCAGAUGAAGAGGGCUUUGCAGAAGAAUGCAGUUGGAGAAGAAAGUUAUUCAGCAAUUAUUCACCAAAGUCCUACAGCCCCAAACAUGUAACUCAAUAUACUUUUGUGGAUAAUGAUGAGCAAGAUAUACCUUGGGUCACCAGCAACUGGAAUCCCUCUAUUUUCUCAGCAGGAUUCAAAGAAGGUGGUAAGAGAAAAAAAAAGAAGCGUAAAGAGGUGCAGAAGAAGUCAACCAAAAGGAAUCAUUAAAUUGACUCUUCAGACACAUUAUGUUCAUAUAACAAUUGAACAUGACUCUUUGUGUGUUUUGGUUAAUCAGAGUUCUGUAGAUAACAUUUGUUUAAUACUAUACUAAGAUUAUGUUUUAACACGUUUAGCAGCAUUGUGGACAUUUGGUCAAAGGUUGUUUGGAUUAGGUAUGUCAGAAAAAGAUGAGUUUGUGGCGACAGUGAUGUUAAGAAUUUGGAAAACAGCAAAUACCAUUUUACUUUUUUUUGAGCUAAACAUUUACAAAUCAUAGAGUUUUUCUUUAGCAGAGCUUAUGAUCUAUUUCAUUCCUUUUAUCUAUUUGAAACUACUGUGCAAACUUCUGAAAUGUGUAUAGCAUUAAGAGCUAAAAACUUAUUAAGAUACACAGGUUUAGACUAUAUGAUUAUUCAUGAAAUGAAAUUUUUCCAAUAGAGGCAGAGCAUUUGACACAUAAAUACAUUAUAAAUAAAAAUUAAAGCAUAAAAUAUUUUAAGUUAAAAAUAGCCAGAAUUAUAUUUGCACCCCCAUGUUUACAGAACUUAUUCACAAUAGCCAAGAGGUAGAAGCAACCCAAAUACCAAUCAAUGGAUGAAUAAACAUACAUAUGGUGAAAUAUUAUCAGCCUUAAAAAGGAAAUCCUGUUACAUGCUACAUGGGUAAACUCUGAAACAUUAUGAUAAAUGAAAUAAGCCAGUCAUAAAGACGAAUCCUUAUGAUUCUACUCACAUGAGAUAAGAAAUUGAUAAAAACAAAAUAGAAUUGUGGUUACCAGGACAAGGGAGGGAGAGGUGUUAAUGGGUCUACUUUUAGAUUCCAAAAUGAAGAAGUUCUAGAAAUCUGUUUCACAAAGUAUAUUUAAAAAUGAUUAACAUGGUAAAUUUUAUGUUAUGUGUAUUUUACCACAAUUAAAAAAGAAAACUAGACUUAUCCUGGAUUUCUCAGAGCAAUGUGGCUAUUUCAUGUAUGGUAUGCCUACAGUGAAUCACUCCAGACAGGAAAUUUUCUAUUUUCUUUUUUACUAUAUUCUAUGUACACAGGAUCUACAAAGACAUUACUCUAAAACACCAACUUUAGCCAAUAUAAUUUAGGGUUAUGAUGGAAGAAAAAUUAGUUACAGAUACAUCAGACAUUGAGCAAAUGGUCUUAGCUAAAUGCAGACAUUUGCUUAUUUUAAAUGAAUUUAAUUUCAACAUAAUUACUUCUUAGCUUCUUCUAAUUA